AUGUCGCGUUCGUUGCCUAAGAAGGAGCCAAACAAGAAGCCCACUUUUGAUGCCAACGUCAUGGUGGGAGGCAAACCAUGCACACCAACACUUUCGCCGCACGGCCCGGGAGACUCACGAAAUAGCUCAGCGAGUGACCUUUUGGCAAGGCCAGCCUUGCCGUUCUGGAGCGAUAUCACACCAACGCCGAAUCCGAGUCCGCCGUCACGAGCAUACUCGAUGGACACGUCUAUUAGAGCGUUCGGCCCUAGGGCGUUGACAUCAUACCGCCUGGCACAAGACACCUUCGGAAUCUCAGGAAUGAUCUCAAAUGUAUUUGAACUCGCUUUCUUCGAAAACCUACGGAGUGUGGGGACUGAAGAGGAACUGAGGGCCAUGAUGGCGCGUAUCGAGGAGGAGUGGCGAUUUGCCACCACUUUGCUCAUCGGAUCGCUCAUGAUCGAUGUCCUGGCGCUUAGGUGUCCUCCUUCCCUGGCCGAACUCAUCAGCGGAUGGCGCCUCAAAUUCACCGCCAUCUUUACUGCACUCGCGCUCAUUGUUACUGGUCUCAUUCGAUCAAUAUACUCGAGGGACAUGAUGCUGGACGCCGAGAUUGCGCGCAGAAUUCAUUCGCGCUCGUUUCCCUUCAUAUCUCGCGUCCCGUUUCUCGUUGCAUUUAUUUCAAAUCGUCUUGACUAUUUGUGGGAUUGUACUGGCGCUCUGCAACCUUGA
Messenger RNA from Peniophora sp. CBMAI 1063, 711 nucleotides. The record is from the annotation of a GenBank genome assembly. NCBI's taxonomy places the organism in Eukaryota, Fungi, Basidiomycota, Agaricomycetes, Russulales, Peniophoraceae.